CCCCGCGAUCGCUCGCCCGCCCGCCGGCCCGCUCGCUGAGACCGCGCGCGCUGGCCCCGGCGCCCGUGGCGCGGAUCCGCCGGCGUCGCCCCUCCGGCCCCGAGCUCACCUUCCUCCUCUCGCUCCGGCCGCAGCUGACCCGGCGCCGGGAGCGGCCAGGGCCCCGCGUUGAAGUUAAAACCCCACGGAAGAAACAUGAGGUUCCCCUGGAAAUUACUCAAGAGGAAGAUGGAAGGGGCUCUUUAAAAUAGAUUAAAAGCUGCCGGCUGCAAGACUGGGGCCAGAGGGCUGGCAGUGGAAAGCCCUGUUGGGUUGUGAACCCUCACGGAAAAGUUCCAGGUGCCUUUUUGCUUCCUGCAAAAGAAAGGAAGAGAAGGCGAAGACCAUGUCCAUGGCCUUGAAGCAGGUGUUCAAUAAGGACAAGACCUUCCGGCCCAAGAGGAAAUUUGAACCUGGCACACAGAGGUUUGAGCUCCACAAACGGGCUCAGGCGUCCCUCAACUCGGGCGUGGACCUGAAGGCAGCCGUGCAGCUGCCCAGCGGGGAGGACCAGAACGAUUGGGUGGCGGUGCACGUGGUGGACUUCUUCAAUCGGAUCAACCUCAUCUACGGCACCAUCUGUGAGUUCUGCACGGAGCGGACCUGCCCUGUGAUGUCAGGGGGCCCCAAAUAUGAGUACCGGUGGCAGGAUGACCUCAAGUACAAGAAGCCAACGGCACUGCCAGCUCCCCAGUACAUGAACCUUCUUAUGGAUUGGAUCGAGGUCCAGAUCAACAACGAGGACAUAUUUCCAACGUGUGUGGGUGUUCCCUUCCCGAAGAACUUCCUUCAGAUCUGCAAGAAGAUCCUGUGCCGCCUUUUCAGGGUCUUCGUCCACGUCUACAUCCACCACUUCGACCGCGUCAUUGUGAUGGGUGCAGAGGCCCACGUGAACACCUGCUACAAACACUUCUAUUACUUCGUCACAGAGAUGAACCUCAUAGACCGCAAGGAGCUAGAGCCCUUGAAAGAGAUGACGAGCAGGAUGUGUCACUAACGCCCCAUCUUACCCUUUGGAAGAAAGAGAAAAGCUGUUUCCUCCUGGAGCCCUGAGCGGGUAGGACGGAGACCUCCCUGGCUGAAAUGGCGUAGCUACUCCCGGGAGCAAGCGAGGUGGAGACCAGCG
Messenger RNA from Ceratotherium simum simum (southern white rhinoceros), 1165 nucleotides. It is a transcript of the gene MOB3B, whose product is annotated as MOB kinase activator 3B. The record is from RefSeq and is a predicted model, not a curated record. Lineage: Eukaryota; Metazoa; Chordata; Mammalia; Perissodactyla; Rhinocerotidae.